Messenger RNA from Anneissia japonica, 389 nucleotides. RefSeq lists its product as uncharacterized. Gene Ontology annotation, biological process: signal transduction. The record is from RefSeq and is a predicted model, not a curated record. Lineage: Eukaryota; Metazoa; Echinodermata; Crinoidea; Comatulida; Comatulidae. Gene Ontology annotation, molecular function: protein binding. The transcript is spliced from 2 exons. The coding region runs from base 63 to 374 and encodes 103 amino acids.
CAGCACCAGAUAAAAAUCUUGGUUACCUAGAAAAUGAGCACCUGCUUGAAUUUGCCAACUGCAUGGGACCGGAAUGGAAACAAGUGGGCGUCAGACUAGGUCUCAGUUGGAACAGGAUCCAGCAAAUAUGUAGCGACUAUAGCCUAUCACAAGAUCGCAUCAUAAAUAUGCUUACAGAAUGGAGGAAACAACAGAACUACGAGACAAAUCAAGUUGAAAUAAUGUACAGGGUUUUGACAGAGCGAGGACUCGCCGAGCUUGCUAACAAGGCCUUUGGAUCUCAGUUAUUGUCAGUGGAUCAACCAUUCCUUGUAGAAGGUGAAGGACAUGCUAGUGCAAAAUUACAUCUAAGACGUAAAGAAAAAGAUGGUUAGUAAUGUAUUAUUAAU